AUGGCCAGCUCCUCUUCAUCCUCAAGAGAAGCCAAUGUGCCAUUCUUUAAAGGAGAGAACUAUAACCUGUGGAGUUUGAUGAUGAAGACGAUGUUUCGAUCGAAAGAUUUGUGGAGUCUUGUUGAGAAGGGCUUCAGUGGAGAAGGUGACGGGGCUCGACUCAAUGAGAGCAUGAAAAAGGAUGCAAAAGCACUAUUCCUCAUCCAGCAAGCUCUUGAUCCAAGAGUGCUCAUCAGAAUCUCAGAGGCCAAGACUGCCAAAGAAGCUUGGGACAUCAUUAAGACUGAGUUCCAAGGGGAUCCGAGCACUCUCACCGUUGAGCUACAUUCUCUUCACCGAGAAUUCGACACAGCAAGGAUGAAGCGUGGAGAGAACAUGCAAGCCUUCGUUAGCCGAGUCUUGGAUGUGGUCCAUCGGAUCAGGAUUAUGGGGGAGGAGUGUCCACAAAAGACUGUAGUAGCUAAAAUCCUAAGAAGUCUCUCACCAAGAAUCUCACAGGUAGUUCACUCUUUAAUAGCUGCUAAAGACCUGAAUACCCUAACUAUUGAUGUACUUAGUGGUGUAUUGAGAAGUCAUGAGUUAAUACUUAAUCUUGACGGUGAGCAAGACGAAGACAAAGCUUUGCAUGUCAAGAGCACUCCGUUUGGAGAACAUAGUCAUCGAGGAGGCAGAGGUCGAGGUCGCAGCAACUUCAGAGGAAGAGGGCGAGGCCGUGGGAGGAGCUAUGAUGGUGGGCACUCAACAGAAGCUAGUAAACAACAUAAGAAUGUCCAGUGCUUUAUCUGUAAAAAGUAUGGACAUGUCAAAGCUCAAUGUUGGUUCCGGAACAAAGAAGCAAAUGUAACCGAAGAAACAAAAGGAAAGGAAGAAGAAGAAGGAGUUGCAUUCAUGGCUUGCGAUGAAGUCUCUGAAGAUGGUGGAACCGGGAUAAUCUACAGCGGGUGCUCGAAUCAUAUGUUAGGUGAGGAAAGGUUGUUCAAAUGUAUUGAAGCUACUCCAAAACAGUCCAUACGACUAGGAGAUGGAAAAAUACUCCCAAUAGAGGGAGUAGGCACCGUUGCACUUCGAUCAAACUAUGGAAAGACCACCAUCUUGAACAAUGUCCAGUUUGUGCCUAACUUAGCACAUAACUUGCUAAGUGUGGGACAGUUGAUGAGCUCUGGCUACGAUGUGGAAUUCACUGAAGGUGAGUGCAUAAUCAAGGAAGCAAAGACCAAGAUACAAGUUGCUCAUGUGAGCAUGACUUCGCAUAGAUUAUUUCCACUCGGAGAUGAGAAUGUUGGGGUGGCGAAUGUGGUCCAGAGUAAGACAAAUAAUGCAAAUCUCUGGCAUAAAAGCUGGGUGUUUUUCCUUGAAAGAAAAUCUGACGCGUUGCAGCAGUUCAAACAGUUUAAACUUCUCGUCAAUAAAUAA
Dioscorea cayenensis subsp. rotundata (Guinea yam) is the source of this 1413-nucleotide messenger RNA. RefSeq lists its product as uncharacterized. The record is from RefSeq and is a predicted model, not a curated record. Lineage: Eukaryota; Viridiplantae; Streptophyta; Magnoliopsida; Dioscoreales; Dioscoreaceae. The coding region runs from base 1 to 1413 and encodes 470 amino acids. The transcript is spliced from 2 exons. Gene Ontology annotation, molecular function: zinc ion binding; nucleic acid binding.